Prunus armeniaca (apricot) is the source of this 465-nucleotide messenger RNA. The record is from the annotation of a GenBank genome assembly. NCBI's taxonomy places the organism in Eukaryota, Viridiplantae, Streptophyta, Magnoliopsida, Rosales, Rosaceae.
AUGUUGGAUUAUGAUCUUAACAUUCAAGACGAAGUCCAAAGAACAUAUCUACAAAAGGUCCCUGUCAACCUAAGAAUCACACAUUUCCACAAAUCAAUCUUUCAGGGUAUGAUCGACGCUUUAAUGUCAAGUGGUUUGCAAGGUCUUGCUUUUCGUGGCCAUGAUGAGAGUGGCACUUCAAACAACAAGGGGAAUUAUUUGGAGCUCUUACAAUUUCUUGCUGAUCAUGAUGAGAAAGUGAAGGUCGUUGUGUUAGAAAAUGCUCUAGGGAAUCUCAAGCUCAUAGCUCCAACAAUUCAAAAAGAUCUUGUUAAUGCUUGUGUCACUGAAACUAUUAAGAAAAUCAUUAUGGAUAUGGAUGGUGCAUUCGUUUCUUUAUUAGUUGAUGAAUCACCUGAUGUGUCAAUAAAAGAACAGAUGGCAGUGGUGUUUCGUUAUGUUGACAAAAGGGGGGGAUAUAAUUGA